AUGACUCCUCCUAGAAAAAAAUACAUUUUUCACGUUGCUAGAACAUCAGACAGUAAAUUUAAAUGUCCUAGAUGCCAUUAUUGUUUUUCAAAAUAUGAUAAACUUAAAAAACACGUACAAAAAAUUCACAUUACAUCGAUACGAGGAUUAAGCCUUCAAAGACAAGCUCCAUGUGAGAAAAAUCGCGAUAGCAUAUCAUUUGAAGCAAAAAUGUGUAAUGAACUUGAUGACCUUGCAAGAAAGUUAAAGAGCGCUGAAGAAAGAUACCUGCCAUUACUUGAACGUGGAUUACCCAUUAGCAAUGACUUUUGUCGUUGUUUUAAUAGCAUCAUAGAGUUGAAGCAGUCAUUUAAAGGUUUUAUCCAAAGACAAAACAAUCAAACUGAGCACAUUUUAUAUGGAAAAGUUGUUAAUGAAAAAGAUCGAGUAACUACAAUUAUUAAGAAUUUGCGUGAAGAGGUUAAAAAACUUAAUAUUGAGAUCAUCAAUAAUAAUAAAACGAUCGCAUUAUUAAAUAAAAAAUGUGAAGAAUAUGACAAAUUAAAAAAGGAUCAUGAAGCAUUGCUCAACAACAAUGAUAAUUAUUAUGUUGAUCGUUGUCGUUCAUUACAACGUGAAAAUUAUAUACUAAAGAAACGAAAUUUAGAAUUGAACGAAGAAAUUGAAGAUCACACGAGAUUGCAACAAAAUAAUGUGGAACGCAAUCGUAAGUUAGAGCUUGAAAACGGUUCAUUAAUACAACAGAUUUCGAUAUUGAAUCAAGAGAAUUUUAAUUUACAUGAAGAAAUUAAUCGUUUAAAGAAAAGAAAUGGAUCACUUUUAGCAAGUCUUUCUGGAAUUGUCAUUAAUUUAGAUGAUGACGAUGAAUAG
Dentiscutata heterogama is the source of this 870-nucleotide messenger RNA. The record is from the annotation of a GenBank genome assembly. NCBI's taxonomy places the organism in Eukaryota, Fungi, Glomeromycota, Glomeromycetes, Diversisporales, Gigasporaceae.